Molecule: messenger RNA, 4234 nt
Organism: Cygnus olor (mute swan)
Lineage: Eukaryota; Metazoa; Chordata; Aves; Anseriformes; Anatidae
Gene: DCBLD1
Product: discoidin, CUB and LCCL domain containing 1
Exons: 16
Coding region: 38-2359 (773 amino acids)
Source: RefSeq, a predicted model, not a curated record
GCGGCCCCUGCUCCCGCUCAGCACCUGCGGCAGAGGGAUGCGGGGGGGCGGCCGCCCACCUCGGCGGGCAGGCGGGCCGGCCCCGGGGCCGCCCCGGCGAGGAGGAGGAGGAGGAGGAGGAGGAGAAGAGGAAGAGAAAGGAGCGGGAGGGAAGCGGGGAAGUUGUGCCGGAGCCAUGAGCCCCGCCGGGGGGGCGCGGGCCGCCCCCUCGCUGCUGUUCUCGCUGCUGCUGGGAGCCUCGGCCCCGCUCUGGCUGCGGGCGGAGAAGCUGGGGGAUGGAUGUGGGCACAUGGUGACGUAUCAAGACAGUGGGACCCUGGCAUCCAAGAACUAUCCUGGGACAUACCCAAACUACACUCUUUGUGAAAAGAAAAUCCAAGUACCUCAGGGAAAACGCUUGAUCUUAAAAAUUGGAGACCUGGACAUUGAAUCACAGAAAUGUGAAUCCAGCUACCUUACCAUCCUGAGUUCUUCAACAGUCCAUGGGCCCUACUGUGGUAAUAUGAUGCCUGUCCCCAAAGAAAUCAUUCUGGACAGCAACGAAGCGACUAUUCACUUUGAGAGUGGAUCCCACGUGUCAGGGCGAGGCUUUCUGUUGUCCUAUGCCAGUAGUGAUCAUCCAGAUCUAAUCACAUGUUUGGAACGAGCAAACCACUACACAAAGACUGAAUACAGCAGAUACUGUCCUGCUGGCUGCAGAGACAUUGCAGGUGACAUUUCUGGGAAUAUAGGAGAAGGAUACAGAGAUACGUCGCUGCUGUGCAAGUCGGCAAUACACGCGGGCAUCAUCGCGGACGAGCUGGGCGGGCAGAUCAGCGUCACCCAGCAGAAGGGCAUCAGCCGCUACGAAGGCGUCAUCGCCAACGGCGUCCCCUCGCACGAUGGUUCGUUGUCAGAUAAGCGGUUUAUAUUUACUUCAAAUGGCUGCAAUAAAUCUCUCAGUCUGGAUGAAGCAUUCCUCUCCAAGAGCCAGAUCACUGCGUCUUCCUACUGGGAGGAGACCAACGAAUUUGGACAACUAUUCCAGUGGUCUCCUGACAAGGCUUGGCUUCAAGUCCAGGGACUGGCUUGGGCCUCUAACCACAGCAGUAAUCGUGAAUGGCUAGAGAUAGACUUGGGAGAGAAGAAGAGAAUAACAGGAAUUAAAACCACUGGUUCUGGAUCCACUACACUGAAUUUUAACUUUUAUGUAAAGACGUUUAUAAUGAACUACAAAAAUAACAACUCGAAAUGGAGAACUUACAAAGGAAUUCUAAGCAAUGAAGAAAAGAUAUUCCAAGGCAACUCCAAUUCUGGUGACAUCGUACGUAAUAAUUUCAUCCCCCCGAUAGUGGCCCGCUAUGUGCGGAUCAUCCCUCAGACUUGGAACCAACGCAUAGCACUGAAGCUUGAGCUGAUCGGCUGUCGAAUAAUGCAAGUGAACAGUUCAUUUACGCAUUCAAUGUGGCAAAAAACAAGUCAGAGCACCGAAACCUCCCUUGGAAAAGAAGACAGAACUGUUACAGAGCCCAUCCCAUCAGAAGAAACCAAUUUAGGCUUAAAGCUUACAGCUAUAAUUGUCCCAAUCCUCAUAGUGCUGUGUCUGUUCCUGUUCUCUGGAAUUUGUAUCUGUGCAGCCCUACGAAAGCAAGAAGCCAAAGGACUUUCUUAUGGAUUUUCCAAUGCUCAGAAAUCAGGUUGUUGGAAACAAAUCAAGCAGCCCUUCACCCGACAUCAGUCGACUGAAUUUACCAUUAGCUAUAGUAAUGAGAAGGAGACACCGCAAAAACUAGAUCUGGUCACAAGUGACAUGGCAGGUUUUGGCAAAAAAAUCCCUCACUCUGAAAUACUUACAAUUCAAGAUUAUCAGCAGCCUCUCAUGAUUGGAACUGGAACAGUAACACGGAAAGGAUCUACUUUCAGACCCAUGGACACUGAAGAGGAGGGAAGGAGGGGGAGUGCAGAGUUUGAAAACCACUACCACUGUCCGCUCAGAGCUAACCGGCACGAAUACGCGCUGCCCCUGACCAGCCAAGAACCUGAAUAUGCCACCCCGAUCAUAGAGCGGCACGUCACCAGAGAAAAUAAUUUCCCCUCUGAAAACGGCUACAACGUACCUGUAAUCUCGUCGCAGAAGCAUUCCCUCUCUGCCGGCAGUUUCUCUAGCUCAUGCAAAACCGAUACAAGGAACGGAGACUAUCAGACACCCCAGAGCGUAAUAAACUAUGAUAAACCUAAAGUUAACAGUAUUCUGACCUCCGUGAGCUACAGUACGGACUACCAGAAACCUCAGACGAUUUCGCUAGGGAGCGAGGGUUACUCAACCCCCAGAGACUGCCUAAAACCAAUAAGCCAGACAGCAAUGACAGCUCUCUUGUGAUGUGCUGAGCAAGAGAGACGUGGUGCACAGGAAUGUCACUGCACAGCUUCCGAAGUGAAGACAGAGUUUUAAAGGAUUCUGCUGUGGAAGGCAGAAGGCAAACAAACCCUGUGUACAUAAUAUUGCAGUCUUGCUGGGUUCUGACAUCUGAAGAAAGCAUAUGCUGUUUAUCACUGUUUAUAGCAAGAGAGAUGUUAUCAGUGAAGACUGUAUAUCUUAUUUUCUUUAACUGAUCUCAGUGCUCCGUUUGCAAUGUGUGCAAUUUGUACAUAGCUUUUAUUUAAGGAGAAUUUCUUAAGUUUCCUUUUCACCUGUGGAAUUGAAAGGAGAAAAAAAAAACAUUACUGCAGAAAUGCCUGUUCAAGAAAAAAAAAAACUCUUUCUCCCUCUAUUUCAUAUGCGGUUGUACUGACAGCUGUAUAUGGUGUAUCUUAAGGUUGUGUAUCUUAAGGUUGUUGUAUCUUGAGGUUGUGGUGCUUCAGUUUCUUUCCUAUGAAAACUGAAGAUAGGGCAUCACUAUAGUUCUUGGGAGGGUAGAAGUAAAACUACUUGAAGCAUGAAGUGCACAAGAGAAGGCAGCUGAGCAUUUAAAUAUCAUGUUCAAUCUCACCUGCCCAGCUGCUUUUUAGCAGCAGUUGUUAGAUGCUUGAAUUUGAUCUAGUAUAUGAGCUGAGCCUAACUUGCUAUUCAUGUCAAAAACAGGUAGAAAAGUGGAACCAGCAUUGGAUUCAAGCCAUGGUGAUCACUUUGAGACACAUCUGCAAUAAAAAAAAAUAACAACACCUGCCAAUAUGUUUUUUCAAGAAAUGUGUGUGGAAACAAAAUGUGAAUUUACAGCUAAGAAUUAAAUCCUGUUCAAGCCCUAGCUGAUGCUGUUGCUGCUAAACUAUAAGGAAACUCAUUCCUUGACACAAAGCAGCAUAGCUUCUGAACUCUUAAUUACUCCACUGGGUAUUUUUCUGUCUUACAAAUUUAGUGUAACAUUUCCAUUUGAAAUAUUUAGUCAAAGUAAAACACAGCGUGUGUAUGGCUUACUGUUGCAUUUAAAUUUGCAAGACAGCAGAUCGGCACAGUUGUUUUCAAAUAGUUUUUCUUUUGCAGCAGAUGUUAUCAUGAAUUCUGUUUUUGGACAAACUUGAAAAAGCUUGGGGAUGGGUGCAAUGUAUUGCACAGUAGUUGGCUCCUCUUUCAGCAGAGGUGUCAUUGAAGCUAAACAGCUUCAGUGGUGACUGGGACCACCCGCUGCCCUUCUACUUGCAGCACUUGGAGCCUUACCUUAACUUCGAAAGUGUGUCCUAAAAUAUCAAGAAGUGAUAUACUUCUGGGAAGGAAGAACGGUGGUAUAUUUAAGGCACAGGGCUAGGAAAUUAGACCACUAAAACGUGAGCGCUGGGAAAGUCACCGUUUCAAGGCCCUCUGUUUUCUUACAUGUAAACGGGAUUGUUUGCAAAGGAUGCAGCAAAGAUUUGCUGUUUGCUCAUAAAGUGUUUUCAGAUCCUGGGAUGGAAAGUGCUGUAAGAAUACAGAACAGCUGUACUGACACUACAUACAAAUCUUGCUAACUCAUGCCAUAUCUGACCUUAAGAAAAGCUCUUAGUGGGUUCUUCAUGUAUGCUUGUUUCGUGGCCUCAGUGGUGCAGUUCUGUCACGCCGAUGCACAGUGCAUGCAAUUCCUGUGCAAAGAAGAAAGAGUCGAGCUAACCUUGUAGUCCUCCUGUGUUCACUGUCAAUACAGUUUCUGUGAAAUGUAUAAAACACCUCAGGUUCUGAAGCGAAGCAGCAGCAGCCUGUUUGUUAGACCGAGCUGGGCGGUGUUGUUUACCUUCUGUUGUUUACAUGUCUAUGUAAAUAAAGCACACUGGUAUUUGUAAAUCA